AUUUCCUUCGUGGUAUUGGCAAACCUGCUGGACACCCCAGGGCUGAAGACGACGUUGGUGGCGAGCAUCCCCGUGGCACUGCUAUGGUACCUAGCAUUCUAUCUAGUGCCCAAGAACUUCGCGAAUUACUGCAACCAGUGGGCAUCAACGCACCCCGAGGAGGUGGAGAAGAGUAAUUAAGCAUACCUGCGCUCGGCAGCCAUGCCUGCGUAGGGGGUUGUAGUAGAGAGAGGAGAAGUUAGUGGGGAGAGUGAAUAAAGAAGACCAAGACCUGUACUUUACUUGCUUUGUGUUUAUGUUUCGUGGAAGGGUUAUCCAGGACAUGCUGCCAUUGUUUUGCAGGGGUUCCUUUCAAAUAUCUGGUUAUGUGCUGUUGCAUUCUUGUUUUGUAAUACGGGGAGCGCCAUCUGUGAGGACUGAGGAGUUUGUGAGAGGGUUUAGGUGCUGACGUGCUGUCUUGGUGUGUGUUUCGGUGCCGGUUUCAAAGGCCACGGACCAUUUAUGCCACAAUGAUUUGAUUUGUAGAUAGCCUACAUGGCUCAAGGUAUAGGUUGUUGUCAACAAGGAGUGCACAUAUAUUUCGUUGGAGUUUGUAGGUCAGAAUAGGACAGUUGCCUAACGCUUGCGCUGGCACACUUGGUGUAGCCCAGUGGCUUAUGCAAAACGUUGGUCAAUAGAGACAACGUGUAACCGCUAUGGGCAAUAGGCAUCUCGACUGUGGCAACUUUGCACCCUGCAGUCCAACUUCUUCUCUACUUGACACUGUUACGAAGCCUACAGGCCAAGAGCAACUUUAGAUCAUGCUUUUACAGAAUCUACUGCGGAGUUGCUAAUUCGCUCAGCGGUUGCCUUGUGACGGGACGCAUAUUUUUAAGGAAUGUGGUUUGCCAUCCUAAUAACUGUGCUGGCCGCUGCUGGCAACAAUAUUGGCAAGGUCCUCCAAAAGCAAGCUACACGUUCUCUACCAAAGCUUGUGCUAAACCGCGCGACGCUUCUUCUAUACUUCCGCUCGGGACUAUGGGUUGCCGGGAUGCUGACGGACUUGGGAGGCGCACUCCUGAUGAUCGUCGCCUUCGCUAAGGCGCCGGUAUCCGUGGUGCAGCCGGUGUCGGCGGUGGGGCUGGUGGUGCUGCUGGUCUUCUCGCACUUCUACCUCAAGGAGCGGCUGCGGGCCCCCGAGUGGGUUGCCGCCUGCGUCGCCUUCUGCGGAGUGCUGGGGCUGGGCCUGAGUGCGGAGCCGGCGCAUGCGGAGCACCCGGAGGCGGGGCCGGGGCGCGUGCUGGGGGCGUUCGGGGGGCUGCUGGCGCUGCUGGGCCUGGAGUGCUGGUGGCGCCACUCACGACCCUCCCACCCCCACCUCCACCACCCCCACCACCACCACUCCCACCCCCUCGCCGGCAAGUCCCUAGCUCCCUCCCUGCCGCGCUCCUCCUCACACCUGGGAGGCGCUGCUGCCGGGGCUGCGGGCUCGGCGGGCGGGCCCGCGGCGGCGGCUGGGGGCUCCGUAGCUGCGGCUGCCGCUGCUGCGGAUGCGGUGUUGUGCGGGUUGGAGGCGGGCGCGUGCUUCGGCUUCUCAGCGGCGGCUUGCAGGACAGGUUUCAUCCUGGCCGCCAAGCUGUCGUUCCUGUGCGUGCCGCUGGCCCUAGCGGUGUCCGUGUGGCUCAGCUCUGCCGGCUUCCUGCUGCAGACGCGCGGGCUCAAGGGAGGCAACACGGUGGUGGUGUGUGUGGCGGCCGCAACCGCAUCCAUGGUGACCGGGGUGGCGGCGGGCAUGCUGGCGCUGCAGGAGAAGCUGCCCUCGGGUCAUGGCAUGAAGGUGGUGCGGCUGGCUAGCUGGAUCUGUAUCCUGGUGGGGGUGUCCUGUCUGGCCGGCGGCAUGGAGGCGCUGGCGGCAACCGGCAGGGCGCUGGGAGCGGUGCUGCCGCGGCCGCCGGCGCCGGGGCGGUGGCUGCGCUGGGUGCCUCGGCCGCUGGCAGUGGCGGUUGUGCGGGCGCACAAGCGGAGAGGGGG
Messenger RNA from Astrephomene gubernaculifera, 2010 nucleotides. NCBI's taxonomy places the organism in Eukaryota, Viridiplantae, Chlorophyta, Chlorophyceae, Chlamydomonadales, Astrephomenaceae. The record is from the annotation of a GenBank genome assembly.